AUUGAAACCCGGAGUUCGCCAUCUUCAGAGUGCUGCAGCUGGUUGCUCACCGUGAGCCAUCGCGUCUGCCCGGAUUACGGUGUGAUGUCCACUUGCCUAACAUCUAAACAGGAAAAAAACGGCUGUCUGACUCAAACGAUUAGCGGAAACGUAACACAGAAGCGCAAACACUUGAGAAAAAAAAGAGUGAUUAGGGAAGUACUAGAAGUAUAAAGCGACGUGAGCUCGAAGAAAUUGGGUCCACCUAGGUACAAUCUCGCAACGUUGACCGAAUUGAAGAAUUCUUCACCAGCGCGCCGCCAACCCUGCCCAUACGGAUAUCGAUUCCUCCAAGUCAACAACAGUUUCGGUUGGGUGCGACGACCGAGCCUGUCCAAACGGCGACUGUCCGAGAACGCCGUGCGCACGAGGUGGUGCCUUGCAUGAUGGGCUUCAUCACUGAGCACACCGAGGUUCCAGUGGCGGUGAUUUCCGCUGUUGUCAUUGUUGGUUCUACACUGCUGUGUUUGCUUCGAUUUGUUCGCCGAAUUGCAUCCGACAAAGAAGAAUCCCACGAGGAAGCUCCAGGCAGACUUUAUGAAGAUGAAGAUGGAAUCUCUACUCGCGAAUCCAUGGCUGGUUACAUUGUACGACCGCAGAAGAUCAUUAUCCUCAUCGCGGCUUGCUGUGGUCUUUUCGCAUCGAUAGCGUUCGGAAUCAGAGUAUCUGCGACUCCGGCCAAGACGACCAACCACGGAAUGGCCAUUGCGUGGAUUUCCACGGCCAAUUGGGCCUGUCUCUUCGUGCAAAGCAUCUUUCUGUAUCUCGAGCGAGCCUGUGGCCCCAGUUUUGGUCACUGUAGGCGCUUAUUCGUGCUCGCGAUGACGUUCCUGGUAGCGGAAUCGGCAAUCCUGCUUUUGAGGCCUCCCUCGGGCAUCAGGACUCCAGACUUCUGGUUCCCUAUCAUCCAGGUCCUUUCAACGAUCGCGGUCGCCACGGCGGCGGUCUUUAUUCCGCGACGGCCUGAUGUGUAUUUCAACGGCCAGCAAGUUGACGGGAUGCGAACUGCUUGCUUGUUUUCACGAUAUACCUUCUACUGGGGAACCACGAUCCUCCAAAAGGCGGUAGAAAAGGGCCACUUUGAUGAGGAGGACCUUCCUGUUCUAGAUCGUGCAAGACGAGCAGAACGUCUUCAGGAGGAAUUCUACGCCAUCCAAAAGUCUCCAAAGUUGUAUCGGCACAUCUUCCGGGUGCACUGGAAAACAUUUAUGAUGACUUGGGGCCUGACUGUCAUCGCGACACUGUCGACCUUCACCCCACCGCUCAUCUUGAAUCAACUCCUGAAAUACCUGGAAAAGCGCGACAGAGGAGAGGGAGACGACAUAACACAAGCUUGGCUGUGGGUUGCAGCACUCGGCCUCAUCAAGCUCUUCGAAACUAUGAUUCUAUCAUAUAUGUACUGGCUGUCUUAUAUGGGUUUGAUGAUUCCACUUCGAAACCAGCUGUCUGCCGUCGUGUUUUCGAAAACUAUGCGGAGAAAAGAUGUCAAGGGAACGCAGAAAGCAGGCGAAACCGAAGGCAAUGGGGAGAAGGAAGACGAGGAAGACGAGUUGAAAGACACCAAGCAAGGCGUAAUCAAUUUGCUUUCUGUAGACUCCGAACGUAUAGCUACCUUCUGCGCUCUGUCGAAUAUCUUUAUCGAGUCAUUCACAGGGACAAUAUUUGGCUUCAUUUUCAUUAUCAUCAUCCUCGGGUGGCAGAGCUUGGUUGCGGGUAUGGCCGUCAUAGUCGUUACGACUCCACUGAACAUCUACUGCACGAAGAAAUAUUCCAAGGCUCAGGACGACUUGAUGAAGAUCAGGGACAAGAAAAUGGCUGUUGUAUCGGAAGCCCUGCAAGGCAUCCGGCAAAUCAAGUUCUCUGCCUUGGAGGAUAGAUGGGAGCACAAAAUCCGAUGUGUGCGCGAAGAGGAGCUGGGUAUACUCAAGAGAGUGUUCAUUGCAGAUACCAUACUCAUCGCGGUCUGGAUAAUCAAUCCAGUGUUUCUCUCAGCAGUGGCGCUCUCAGUUUAUGCGAUAAUCAAUGGCUCAAUUUCGCCAUCGAUUGCCUUCUCGGCACUGGCCAUCUUCGGUGAACUGGAGUGGACUCUCUCGAUCGUACCAGAAAUGGUCACAGAUGGUUUCGACGCAUUCGUCAGCGUUCUGAGGAUCCAAAAAUAUCUCGAUUCUGCGGAGAUGAAAAAGACCACCACGGAUUCGCGCAGGGUCGCAAUGGUACAUGCUACUUUUGCCUGGUCUGCGGAUACGGAUGCCGAAGACGAGGCGGAUAGGUUCUGCUUACGCAAUAUCAACUUGGAAUUUCCUCUCGGCGAACUGAGCAUUGUUUCGGGACGUACAGGCUCGGGCAAGAGCUUGCUUCUAUCGGCACUGCUGGGCGAGGCGGAUCUGAUCAGUGGUAGGAUCGAGAUGCCCCCGGCACCAGCCUGGGAGGAGCGUUUCGACUCUAAAGCAACACCAAGCAACUGGGUAUUGCCUAAUGCCGUUGGAUUCGUAGCGCAAAUUCCGUGGAUAGAGAACGGAACAAUUAAGGACAACAUCCUCUCCGGUCUGCCAUUCCACGAGCGAAGGUACCGCCGAACCAUCGAGGCAUGCGCGCUUACCAAAGAUCUCGAGAUGCUUACCGACGGAGACAUGACUGAAAUCGGUGCCAAUGGAAUUAACCUGAGUGGUGGACAACGCUGGAGGGUUUCUUUUGCUCGCGCUGUUUACUCACGAGCCGGAAUAUUGAUCCUGGACGACAUCUUCUCAGCUGUCGAUGCUCAUGUCGGGAAGCACAUCUUCGAGAACGGAUUGACUGGUGAUCUGAUGCGUGGCCGCACCCGUAUACUGGUUACCCACCACCUCAAGCUCUGCAUGUCCGAGGCUGCAUAUGCGGUAUUCCUGUCAAAUGGUACCGUCGAAAAUGCGGGGUCGGUGGCACAUUUGCAGGAGCUCGGCAUCCUUGACCGUAUCAUCGCUAAGGUAGAAGACGGUGCUGAAGAGGCAGAGGAGCAAAUCGUAGAGGAAGAUAACGAACUGCGGAGGACUAUCACGAGAGAGAGUGCCAUGUCUCGUCAGACUGACCACGUUGGCCAUGGGGCUCCCAUCAUCAUUCCUAAGACGCUGCAGUUCAUUCAGGAUGAGGAGAGAGAGCGAGGUGCUGUGAAGUGGACGAUAUACAAGGCGUAUCUAACUUCGAGUGGAGGUUUCUGGGUAUGGGUAUUCAUUGCGAUAUUCUUUGCUUUCCAGGAAUGUCUGCUUAUAGGAAGGCAAUGGUGGAUCAAGUCCUGGACCUCGGAAGGAGCUCAAGUAUCUGCACACCAUAUCACCAGUUUGAUGCAAUACUCUUUGCAGAGGCUUGCAAUUGUGGCAUCCGAAAACCACACUCUCGUCUACUGGAUUGGUGUUUACACAGCUUUGAGUUUCAUCGCUUGCCUUUUUGGCACACUAAGAUACGGCUAUGUCUUCAUGACUUCACUUCGGGCAUCACGUGUCCUCUUUGAUGAAUUGCUCAAUGUGGUUCUUCGGGCACCUCUUCGAUGGCUGGAUACUGUACCUACAGGGCGGAUACUAAACAGAUUCAGCAAGGACUUUGAGACUGUUGAUUCGCGUCUGACGAACGACAUUGCGUACCUUAUGUGGAACUUAUUCCGAGUAGUGGGCACCAAUAUUGCCGCUGUUUACCUCUCGCCCUACGUUCUACUCGUUGCCUUGGUAUGCCUCGGCGUCAAUAUCCAAUACGCCUUCCACUAUCUGGCUGGUGCACGGGAGAUCAAACGGCUAGAAAGCAACAGCCGAAGCCCUAUCUUCGAGCUCUUCGGCGCAGCGCUGACCGGCGUCGCCACAAUCCGAGCAUUCGGGCGAUCUCAAGGGUUCACCGACCGAAUGUUCGCCAGAAUCGACGUAUUCGGGCAGCGCACAUGGUAUAACUGGGUGUUCAAUCGAUGGGUUGGGCUUCGCAUGAGUCUUGUCGGCACGGUAUUCGCGGUAGUUAUCGGAGUCCUCGUGGUCGCGAUGCGUGACAUCGAUGCGUCUAUGGCGGGUUUUGCUCUGAGCUUUACGCUUAAUUACACUGGAUACGUCAUCUGGACCUUGAGACGCUACGCAAAUGUGGAGCUGGACAUGAACAGCACCGAGCGGAUUGUGGAAUACACCUCGCUUCCAACCGAAGACCGAGGCGGCGUUCUUCCGCCCGCUGCAUGGCCUACCGAGGGCAGGGUUGAAGUCGACGAUCUGUACGUUAGUUACGCACCAGAGCUCCCACCCGUCCUCAAGGGAAUUACAUUCGACGUCCAGCCUCGGGAGCGUGUAGGACUUGUCGGUCGAACCGGCGCCGGAAAGUCAUCCCUCACCCUCGCACUAUUCCAGUUCAUCCGAGCAACCUCCGGCACAAUCUUCAUCGACGGUAUCGACAUCUCCACCGUCAACCUUCGUGAGCUGCGUAGUCGUCUCGCGAUCAUUCCACAGGAUCCCGUGCUCUUCUCUGGAACUAUCAGGUCCAACCUGGACGCGUUUAAUGAGUACACUGAUGCAGAGCUGCAGGAGGCGCUCCAGCGAGUGCACGUUGUGGGAACGUUGACCGCCGACUCAUUCUCGGCAUCCGGCUCCUCGGCGACGGGUGGUGAAAAUCUGAAUGUCUUUGCUAGCCUAGACUCGAAGGUUUCGGAAGGAGGUCUCAAUCUGAGUCAAGGGCAAAGACAACUGCUCUGCCUUGCUCGAGCCAUCGUUUCGCGGCCCAAGAUACUCGUGCUGGAUGAGGCUACGUCCGCCGUCGAUAUGGAGACAGAUGCCCUCAUCCAGAAGAGUAUCCGCGAGGAGUUUAGGGACUGCACGACGCUUGUUAUUGCGCAUAGAUUACAGACGGUGAUGGACUAUGACCGGAUUUUGGUUCUUGGUGACGGAAAAGUUUUGGAAUUCGAUUCUCCCUGGAAAUUAAUACAGGCAAAGGGUGCCUUUUACGACAUGGUCCAGCAAACUGGUGCGGAAAGUGAAAUUCUGGAAGACAUUGCGAGGAAGGCAGCUAGUGCCGAAGAUCUAAUGAGCUUUUGAUGAGAUGGUCGUGGGGAUUUCAGUUUCCUUUUUUCUUCUUUUCGUAUGUAGGUGUCAAUCGAAAAUUGGCUUCGUUCUCAGA
This is a messenger RNA of Tricharina praecox, 5148 nucleotides long. RefSeq names its product P-loop containing nucleoside triphosphate hydrolase protein. Gene Ontology annotation, molecular function: ABC-type transporter activity; ATP binding; ATP hydrolysis activity. Gene Ontology annotation, cellular component: membrane. Bases 423 to 5066 code for a protein of 1547 amino acids. Gene Ontology annotation, biological process: transmembrane transport. Lineage: Eukaryota; Fungi; Ascomycota; Pezizomycetes; Pezizales; Pyronemataceae. The transcript has 13 exons. The record is from RefSeq and is a predicted model, not a curated record.